Messenger RNA from Gopherus flavomarginatus (Mexican gopher tortoise), 3254 nucleotides. RefSeq names its product X-ray repair cross complementing 5 (gene XRCC5). Gene Ontology annotation, cellular component: Ku70:Ku80 complex; nucleus. NCBI's taxonomy places the organism in Eukaryota, Metazoa, Chordata, Testudines, Testudinidae. The transcript is spliced from 17 exons. The coding region runs from base 52 to 1908 and encodes 618 amino acids. Gene Ontology annotation, biological process: cellular response to X-ray; telomere maintenance; DNA recombination. The record is from RefSeq and is a predicted model, not a curated record. Gene Ontology annotation, molecular function: telomeric repeat DNA binding; DNA helicase activity; damaged DNA binding.
CGGACGCGGAGAGCGCGGGACCCACCGGUCCGGUCCGGUUCGUGGCGCGAGAUGGCGCGGGGAGGCGGCAAGGCAGCCAUAGUGCUGUGUAUGGAUGUAGGCUUUGCAAUGAGCAAUUCUGCUCCUGGAGAGGAGUCUCCGUUUGAACAAGCCAAGAAGAUGAUGACCAUGUUUGUGCAGCGACAGGUGUUUGCUGAGAGCAAAGAUGAAGUCUCUGUAGUUUUGUUUGGCACAGAUGGCACGGAGAAUACCCUUGCCAGUGGUGAUCAGUAUCAAAACAUUACUGUACAAAGACACCUGAUGCUACCAGAUUUUGAUUUGCUGGAGGACAUACAAAACGCGAUUCAACCAGGCUCUGAACAAGCAGACUUCCUGGAUGCACUUGUCGUGUGCAUGGACUUGCUUCAAAAGGAAACAAUAGGAAAGAAAUAUGAGAAACGACACAUUGAGGUGUUUACAGACCUUAGCAGUCCCUUCAGUGAGGAUCAGCUAGAAAUCAUCAUCGCUAACUUGAAGAAAACAGGAAUCUCUCUGCAAUUUUUCUUGCCGUUUCCAGUGGAUGAUGAAGAGGGAAGUGGGGAUACAGGUGAUGGUCGACAUUGUGAUAUGUACAGAAACUCUUUUCCAAGGAAAGGCUUAACCGAACAGCAGAAAGAAGGCAUCUGUAUGGUGAGAAAAUUGAUGUUUGCUUUAGAGGAAGAAGGAGGCCUGGAUGAAAUUUACACUUUCAGAGAGAGCCUGGAGCGUCUUUCAAUGUUUAAGAAAAUCGAAAGAAGACCUAUGGCUUGGCCCUGCCAGCUAACUAUAGGUUCUAAUCUGUCUAUAAGGAUUGUGGCAUACAAAUCACUCACGGAAGAGAAGCUGAAAAAGUCCUGGACUGUUGUGGAUGCCAAGACCUUAAAAAAAGAAGAUGUGCAAAAAGAGACUGUCUACUGCUUGAACGAUGAUGAUGAAACAGAAGUUCCGAAAGAUGAUCUUGUUCAAGGGUUCCGCUAUGGGAGCGAUAUAGUUCCUUUCUCUAAAGUAGACGAGGAGCAAAUGAAAUACAAAACCGAAGCAAAGUGUUUUUCUGUAUUAGGAUUCAGCAGAUCAUCUCAGAUCCAGAGGCAUCACUACAUGGGCAACCAGGUUCUGAAGGUCUUUGCAGCGAAAGAUGAUGAGGCUGCAGCAGUUGCACUUUCUGCUCUGAUUCAUGCUUUGGAUGAGUUGGAUGUCGUGGCCAUAGUACGUUAUGCUUAUGACAGAAGAUCUAAUCCUCAGGUUGGCGUAGCCUUUCCAUGUAUCAAGGAUGCAUAUGAGUGUCUGAUAUAUGUGCAGUUACCCUACAUGGAAGACUUACGACAAUACAUGUUUUCCUCUUUGAAAAACAAUAAAAAGUACACUCCUACAGAGGAUCAGUUAUCUGCAGUUGACUUUCUCAUUGAUUCUAUGAGUUUGGUUUAUGAAGAUGAUGAUGGGGAGACAACCGAAGACAUAUUUAAAACCAGCAAAAUACCAAACCCUCAGUUUCAGAGGUUAUAUCAGUGUCUGCAGCAUAAGGCUUUUCAUCCUGACCAGCCAUUGCCACCCAUUGAACAGCACCUUUUAGAAAUGUUGGAGACACCUCAAGAGGUGAGAGAAAGGUGCCAGGCUCCACUUGAAAAAAUAAAGGCACUUUUUCCCCUGAAAGAUGCUGGCAAGAAGAAAGAACAGAAGACUGCUCAAGAUGUCUUCAAAGACAACAAUGAAGAUGGACCCAGUACUAAAAAGGCAAAUGCUGAAAAUGAAGAAGGCAGCUUUAGCAUCGCAAACCUUGCUGAAGGCAAUGUCACCACUGUUGGGAGUAUUAACCCAGCAGAAAACUUCCGUGUUCUAGUGAGGCAAAAGAAUGCUAACUUCAAGGAAGGAUUACCCAUGCAGGCGCCGUAGUGCGGCAACCACGGAGCCCACUCAGAUCUCCGCUGCAGUUUGACCAUUGUAAAUACCUUGCGCAUUAUUCGGCAGUAUGUGCAGUACCUGCAAAACUGAGCAAAGACGCGGCGACAGUGCUAUUACUAUACCGAGGAGGACAUGGACACUGAUGUUCCUAGAAGCAUAGCAAGUGGCGAUUGGGAGAUCAUGGUGGCAUUGGGCCAGGUUCAUGCCAUGGAACGCUGAUUCUGGGCCCAGGAAACAAGCACAGACUGGUGGGACCCUAUAGUGUUGCAGGUUUGGGAUGAUUCCCAGUGGUUGCGAAACUUUGGUAUGCGUAGGGCCACUUUCAUGAAACUUUGUGACAUGCUGUCCCCUGCCCUGAAGUGCAAAGACCCCAACAUGAGAGCAGCCUGCACAGUUGAGAAGCGAGUGGCCGUAGCACUGUGGAAGCUUGCAAUUCCUGACAGCUACCGGUCAGUCAGGAAUCAGUUUGCAGUGGGCAAACCUACUGUAGGGCCUGCUGUGCUGCAAGUAGCCAACGCAGUCAUUGACCAGCUGCUAUCAAGGGUAGUGACAUGGGGAAAUGUGCAGACUAUUGUGGAUGGCUUUAAUGCGCUGGGGUUCCCUAACUGCGGUGGGGUAAUAGACAGAUCGUAUAUCCCUAUCUUGGCCCCGGCACACCGGGGCGACCAGUACGUAAACCGCAAGGGGUACUUUUCCAUGGUGCUGCAAGCACUGGUGGAUCACAAGGAAUGUUUCGCCGACAUCAAUGUGGGAUGACCGGGAAAGGUGCAUGACGCUCACAUCUUCAGGAACUCUGGUCUGUUUGAAAAGCUGCAGAAAGGGACUUACUUCCCAGGCCAAAAAAUUACUGUUGGGGAUGUUGAAAUGCCUGUAGUUUUCCUCGAGGACCCAGCCUACCCUUUAAUGCCAUGGCUCAUUGAAGCCGUACAUAGGCACCCUGGAUAGUAGUUAGGAGCAGUUCAACUAUAGACUGAGCAAGUGCAGAAUGGUGGUAGAAUGUGCUUUUGGACAUUUGAAAGCAUGCUGGCGCAGUUUACUGACUCAGUUAGAUCUCAGCACAACCAGUAUUCCAAUUGUAACUGCAGCUUGUUGUGUGCUCCACAAUAUCUGUGAGAGUAAAGGGGAGAGGUUUAUGGCGGGGUGGGAAGUUGAGGCAACUUGUCUGGUGGCCAAUUUUGCACAGCCAGACAACAGGGCAAUUAAAAGAGUGCAGCAGGGCGCGCUGCGCAUCAGAGAAGCUUUGAAAGCCAGUUUCAUGACUGGCCAGGGUACGGUGUGACAGUUGUGUUUGUGUCUCUUGAAGUUACCCGCACCCUAUAUAUAUGAAAGGAAAUGAA